Molecule: messenger RNA, 7061 nt
Organism: Amblyraja radiata (thorny skate)
Lineage: Eukaryota; Metazoa; Chordata; Chondrichthyes; Rajiformes; Rajidae
Gene: fam135a
Product: family with sequence similarity 135 member A
Exons: 24
Coding region: 888-5471 (1527 amino acids)
Biological process (GO): lipid metabolic process
Source: RefSeq, a predicted model, not a curated record
GCGCAACACUCCGCCUGCAGCUCAGUGACAGUUGGGAUUAUUUCUUUUCUCUCUCUCUCUCACACCGCGUCUCCUCUGUUAAAAAAAAAACCCAAAACUAGUUGAUGCUGAAGUGCCGACCGAAACGGGCGAUCGACCUGAACGGAGGUGACGAGGCUGGCCCCGAUGUUGUUUGAAUCCACACCCCCUGCUCACCUCCACGCCGAGGCCUAGGCGGCGGCGGCGGCUCCUGCUCGGUGGCGGCGGGAGCGCGGCUCGCUGGCUGCGGCUGCCCAGCGAAGGUGGCGGUUAUAUUUUGAACUCGCCUGACGUUCCCCCUCUCACACAGCCAGUUACAGGGGGCGGGGGGGGGGGGAAAGAACGGAACUGGCGCGGCUAGAACUGUGGCCCCGGAGCCCGCGGGCGACCUGGCACCGCCGACCUACCCCGGGCAUCACCUCCCUGCCCCCGCUAUUUAUUUUGGACGGGCAUUUGGAAUUUAGAGAGUAAGACAUGAAGACUAGGGAUCUUGUGAAAGUUAAUGGCGAUAUCUUGAGGACAGUCCGUCUUACAGUCGAGAAGGUGCUGAAUAUCCUAAGACUUAUGAAGCUGUUUGAAAUGUGCUUAUAACAGCAACCAUGAAGCAUCAGAAAGAGAAAAAUUGUUGGUAAUAUCCAUGAUGUCGUCAAAAAUAACUAAACCAAGAUAAUCAUGGUGCUGUCCUAAUGUUUUGGAACUUUCUAAAAUAAAAAGAUGACCGAAGUGCAAGCCACAGUGGAAUUCUCGGUGGAAUUACACAAGUUUUAUAACGUGGACCUUUUCCAGAGGGGCUCAGCAAGACUAUCCCAAUACAUAAACACAAUCACCGCGGUCAGUACAGUAUGCACAGAACAGCUCACUGAGUCCAAAUGCAAGAGACGCCAUUUUACAGUCCCAGUUGCAGCUGGCCACAAAACCCGUUGCAGACGCCGCCUCCAUUUCGGUCAACCUGUGAUUCGAUAUCCCUCUCCACGCCUGGCACUCUUCAGCCUUUGUUCCCCCGAGGGGUGCCUCCCGGCAGCCAACCUCAAGGAAGCAGAAGGUUUUACCAGAUCCGUGCAAUAAUGAAGCUGCCUCCCAGAGUUCCUCACAAAUUGGAGGCAAGUCUACUGAAUCCAGCAGCUUCUGAACUUGCCUUUCCUGCCACGGUCCAAGAUUGUACAGCCUGCAGUAAAACCUUUCAGAUUCUUUAUAAAAAUGAAGAGAUUGUUGUUAAUGAUGUGUUACUCCUCAAAAUUAAAAUGUUGCUUGAUAGCAAAAAGAUUGAAGAAUCGCUGAAUGAAAUGGAUUUCCAAUUGUCUUUAGAUCUCAAUUUUACCGACAAAGAUUUUACAUUUGAUGACCUAAAUUCCCUACAACUAAUUAGUAGUCGAACAUUGAAGCUCCACUUCAAUUUACAUCGAGGACUUCAUCACCAUGUCAAUGUUAUGUUUGAUUAUUUCCACCUCUCUGUUGUAUCGAUUACUAUACAUGCCUCCUUGGUUGCACUUCACCAGCCUCUAAUAAGCUUUCCUCGUCCAUUGAAGAAUACUUGGUUAAACAGGAAUGCCCCAGCGCAAAGCAAAGAUUAUGCUAUUCCAUCCCUUGAGACUGUGGUUUUUGGCAGUAACUAUACAAAACAACUGUUGCCCGAUGGAAGCAACUUUAUGGUACCUGAACCCUGCAUGCAACACGCCUACAAUUUCCAUUAUAAUCUCUGUUCAAGCUUACUACUGGCUUAUAAGGGCCUUUUCAACUACUUUGUUAUGGUCACAAAAGAAUUGCCUUCAUCUCGCAGGAUGGAACUAGCCAUGACCAACAUGCAGGUCCUUUAUGAACGACUUCUCAGAAGAAAAUAUCCAAGAGCACAGAUGGACGCCUUAAUAGAGGAGAUUGAUGUUGAUGCUAGACUUGCAGAUCUUUGUAACCAGAUAAAGCAGAAAUUUGAAAAUCCUGAUGAGCUACCAGAGUGGGUGAACAUGGAUCUGGCACAACUUUGUUCUUUAUUGAUGGCUCUUUGGGCACAGUUCUUAGAGAUUGUGUCACUGCAAGGAGAAAUUUCAAUUUUAUUAGCAAAGGAACAUCAUGCACUUCGAGUAAGAAGAUUUUCUGAAGCUUUUUUCUGCAUCGAACAUCCAAGGCAAGCAGCCCUAGCAUAUCAGGAAUUGCAUGCACAAAGCCAUGGACAGAUGGCUGCAGCUGUGAAGAAUUCGACCUAUUUUAAUUCCCUUCCAUCUCUUCCCGUGGAAUGCGCAGAACUAGAUGGUGACUUCAACUCACUGCCCAUUAUCUUUGAGGACCGAUAUUUGGAUUCAUUCCCUGAAGACUUGGAUGUUCCCUGGAGUGGAGUUCAGAAUCUAAGAAGAUCAUCUUUUUCUGUCAAAUUGGAAAAAUCUGACUCAAAAGAUCAUAACCCUUCAGGUUUUUCUAGUCCUGAUUUUAAAGCACGACCAGCAAGCAUCUACCAUAUUAAACAUACUGAAAGUGAGAAGCCGCUGACAAAACUGCAAAAGAUUAAAGCUGAUGAGCACAGCAAAUCAAAAGUAAAAGUGGCAAAGCUUAAGAAGACAAUUAAGUCUGAGAACAGCAAAAAAUUGGUGAAACAAAACUCCAAGGAUUCAGUGAUAUUGGUUGGCUAUAAAUCCUUUAAAAAUUCAAACUUGGGAGAGAGCAGUAAAUCUGAAGGUGGGCUUUCAAUAUGUCCAAAAGGUGGGCAGGUAUCCACCAGCAAAGGAGCUGAUGAUAGGACAAAACUAAAUAGUGAGCUUUUAUGUCAACAUAAAGAACUGAUACCUCUUCUGUCGAGUAUGGAAAAAAAUGCAGAGACUAUGAAAACUAAAAAUUGCAAUGAAUUUGGUUGCAACAUUAAAGAUCACAAAAUGGAAUCUUGUACAUUUGCAUUAUCAGCUGUAUUUCAGGCAGGUCCCGAGUCUUCAACCAUGUGUGCAAGAUCUACUAAAACUUCAGUUGAUUGUUUAAAUAAGCAGCAAAUAGCACCAGCAUCAGGAGUCAAAUGUAUUCAAGUCAAACCACGGACUAAAUGCACAUAUGAAGGGGAUAAAGUAAUAGUCUUAACGGCUCCCAAAGUCCCUGUUAAACAUGAUGACCAAGACCUUUGUCCAUCUCCUGAAUCACAGCUCCUGGAUUCUAAACCUCAUUAUUUACUGUCGGAAAAAAAUCUGCAAUGCCCUGCUGCUGCUGAAAGUGCACUACCGAAUGCAGUUACAAAGUCUUUUAAUUUGGUUCUAAGUGGAGAACCUGUUAAAUUGCCAGACGUUUACGUCACUUGCUCUUCCAAAAUUUCAGAUUCAGGCAUUGAAAGUGAACCCAGUUCUUUUGCAUUUCAACCAGUUUCAGGUUUAGUCUCUGAGCCAAUAUUGGACAAAGUUGUGUUCAGUGAAAAGUCUUGCAUGCAGCUGCUGCUUAAACCAGAAUUAAGUUUAAGGAAUGUGAUCGGAGGCCGCUGUACGGAGAGUAUAAGUGCUGUAAGUGAAAUACAAUCAUCUUUGACUUCAAUAAAUUCCUUGCCAUCAGAUGAAGAUGAUAAUGCACAUCCAUUUCAUGAAAGCUCAAAAGUUGCUGCCAUUCUUGCACAGCCAACAAUCGAUGAACAACCAAUACUCUUAGCAGCUGAAUUAGACCAGCUUAAAUCAAAAAUAAAACACUCCAAUGUCAUAGUUCAAGAACAAAGUGUUGCAUUCUUUGAAUAUUCAGAGCCUAUAAAACCAGUUCCUCAUAUUUCUGAAUUUCCUGAUGAGUUUUGUAACUGUGUAGCUGUUCAAGAAAAUAACAUCAAGAGUCAGCAGCAAGAUAUUGGUUCUGCUAAUACUUUUGGAGAGACUCAAGACCUUAUGGAAGAGUUAAAUUUAGCAAAAGCAUCCACAAAACAUAUAAUUAAACUGAACUCUGAAAUUAUUCAUCUUGAUGAGCCAAGCAGUCCUACCUCAGAUGUGACAGAAAUUGGCCAAAAUUUGGAUCCAGAAUUGAACUUAAAGGAGUUUGCAGAUAUAAUUCAGGAAAUGCCAGUUCUCCAGGAGGCAGAUGAUAAAGUGCAGACAAACCUUUCAGCUGCCAGCAGCAUUGACAUUGUGAAACAAGGAUUGGUGGAGAAUUAUUUUGGAUCUAGAAGCAGCACAGAUCUUUCUGAUAUUAGUCCUAGUGGUUGUGACAGCUGCCCCACAAGUCCUCAAAAGGAGACUUUUGGCCCUGUUACUCUUGCACAAGUAGAAGAUGAUGAGGAUCAAGAAAUGAUCGAAAAUGGUUAUUACGAAGCUGACAAUGAUGCUGUGUGUGAUGGAGGUGAUGUAGUCAGAUCUGAGCUAAUUAAUGUUGAUCAUGCCACAGGAGCAAGCUUGCCAGGGCCAUGCAUUCCGACUUGUUUAUCAUUUUCCUCAGUUGCCAGAGAUUCCCCAUCUAUCAGUGGUUUGUCUUCUAAAAGUAAACUUGAUGCAAUUACAAAACAACCAAUCAGUGCUGUCUCAGGCUCUGUUGUAUCAGUUUGCUGGUAUGAGGAUGCUGCUUCAAAAGAACAAAUGCACAUAUUCCUCCAGGCCAAAGAGGAGUUGAAACUACUGAAGUUUCCUGGUUUUAUGUACAGUGAUGUUUCUGACCUGGCUUCCAAAACCCCCUACUUCAGCUUGGAGAGCGAUGAAAACUUGGACGACGGCAUUCAUCUAAUAGUUUGCGUUCAUGGAUUGGAUGGGAACAGCGCAGACCUACGGUUGGUAAAAACGUAUAUUGAACUUGGAUUUCCAGGGACCCAAAUGGAGUUCCUUAUGUCAGAGAGGAAUCAGAAUGACACAUUUGCAGACUUUGAUUCCAUGACUGAUCGGCUUUUGGAUGAGAUAAUACAAUAUGUUCAGAUUUACAAUCUUACUGUCUCCAAAAUCAGUUUUAUAGGACACUCUUUAGGUAAUUUGAUCAUUCGAUCAGUACUGACAAGACAGAGAUUUAAAUUUUACUUGAACAAAUUGCACACGUUCCUUUCUUUGUCUGGGCCUCACUUGGGGACCUUGUACAACAGCAGUGCACUUGUCAAUACAGGACUCUGGUUUAUGCAGAAGUGGAAGAAGUCUGGGUCCCUACUGCAACUGACUUGUAGAGAUCAUUCUGAUCCUCGGCAAACUUUCCUAUACAAACUCAGUAAAAAAACUGGUCUCCAACACUUCAAAAAUGUGGUGUUAGUUGGCUCGCUACAAGAUCGAUAUGUUCCUUAUCAUUCUGCUCGAAUUGAGAUGUGCAAAACUGCUUUAAAGGAUAAACAAUUGGGACCAAUAUACGCUGAAAUGAUCCAAAAUCUUCUUUCACCUGUUUUGGAAAAUAAGGAAUGUAAUUUGGUCCGAUAUGAUGUUAUCCAUGCAUUACCCAACACAGCUAAUUCAUUAAUAGGACGAGCAGCUCACAUUGCUGUUCUUGAUUCAGAAAUCUUUUUAGAAAAAUUCUUUCUGGUUGUGGGCCUUAAAUACUUUCAGUAAGAAUGUGUGCCAUAAACUUUUACCUUUUUAUUCAGAGAAACACAUUUGAUCCCAGAGCAUGGUCUCCGUCUGAAAAGACUGUUUGUACAUUUUGGUAUUAAAAACAAUUUACAUUGUUUUUGGAGUUAGUUAAAAGGUCUGAACAUGUUUUUGCCUGUUGGUUUGUGCUGUGCAAUACCAAUUGUAUAUUUUUAUUGGUCUUGUGUACUUAUUUCAGUUCAGUUUUUUUGUAUUUUUCAGAAAUUUUAUUUUGCCUUUUUAAGUAUCAGUUAAUAGUUGAAAUAACCAGGGUGCACUGUUUAUAUUUUUAUUUUCUAAUUUUUUUAAAGUAAUAUUCAAUUAUUAAGUUAGAGGUAAAACAUUAAUUUAAUUCAUGACUUCCAAAGAAAGCAUUUUCAUAGAAUCUAUUGGGACCUGGUGUACGUUACAUUUGAUAACGCGAACUUUGGCAACUGGAAACCCUGUAAAAAGCUGCUAUAUAUUUAUACAUUUUUAACAUCGCUCAACUUAGGAAAUUUACAGAGAUGUUAUUCAUUUCAUGCAGUCUUUCUGCAUGGACCAAAAAUUGCCCUAUUCAUACAUUCAUAAGCUUGUAUAUUUUGUCACUCAAAGUUUAAAGCAGUUCACAAAUGUCUGCAAUACAUUUUUAUAAAAAAACAUUAUCCUACAACGUUUAACCAUACCUGUGGAGCAUUACUACUUUUUCUACUGAUGAAGUGGAAAGACCUUUUUGCUAUGGAACUUUUAGAACUGAAGUAACUAUUUUCAAAUCUUCUAAUAUUCUGUAUGUUGAUUAGAACUUUUCACCGUCAUGGCAGUCUGAUAAUGUUGAUUUGAAAUUAUUUUUACUGCAUGGUGAUAUAAACUCAACACAAUUGCCCAGCAUAUACAAAGGUUUUAAGCCAAUACUAUUACAUCUGAGAGAGUAGUGAUGAAUAACCUAUAUUUUAGCUUUGUUUUAUUGAACCACAUUUUGGCUUGAUUUCUGAGAUACGUGUUUGUCAAUCUAUUCAUAGAUGACAUUCACUUAAAGUUAUCCCUUGUUAUAAUUGUAUUUGAAAACAAUGAAAAAUGUGCUACAGUGAGGGAUCAUUUUGUGGUGGUUGAUCUGACGGGAGCUCGAAUCACUGCUUCUGAUAUCAGUGAUUGUGAUAUAUCAGUAAAGCAUGAGCUAAACAGAAGCAGGAGUUACAAUAUUGAAAUGGAUACCGUUAAUUGAUUUAACAAGAUUUUUUUAAUUGUGAUUAUUGGACAUGUUUUACUCUAAUUUCAGAGGGAAACCUUUCUGAUUUAUUUUAAUUAUCCUGAUUAACAGUAGGAUACAUAACAUGGUUUAUGUGUUACUGCUGUAUAUAUGACAAUGCCAAGGGAAAAGGACGUGUGGUGCUGUCACAUGUGCUUUUAACAAAUUUAUCGAAUUUAUAUUGAAACACUACAUCCUCGUAAAUAGGGUAUGUCAUCUGUCUGUAGCCUUAUUCAAAAACACCUACAAUGCAUAAGCAACCAUCAUUGUACCAGCAGUAGUUAAAUAUUAAAAAUAUUGUAUAUAAUUGUACUGUGCAAAUUAAAAUAUCUUUCUUUUAUAUUUUA